Molecule: messenger RNA, 1323 nt
Organism: Homarus americanus (American lobster)
Lineage: Eukaryota; Metazoa; Arthropoda; Malacostraca; Decapoda; Nephropidae
Product: proteoglycan 4-like
Exons: 5
Coding region: 1-1323 (440 amino acids)
Source: RefSeq, a predicted model, not a curated record
AUGUCCUGCGGAGGUGCCACCACGGUGUCCUUGGAGGUGCCACUGGUGUCCUGCGGAGGUAGCUGCUCCCAUGGUGUCCUGCGGAAAGAAGCACCCUGCAGACCUACCACAGAGCUACUCCCCACGGUGACCUGCGGAGAGGUGCUCCCAGUGACCUGUGGUGGUACUCCCACGGUGUCCUGCAAAGGUGCUCCACGGUGUCCUGUGGAGAGGUGCUCCCACGGUGUCCUGCGAAGACCCAAAGUAGGUCCAGCCACUAAGACCCAAAGUAGGCCCAGCCAUAAGACCCAGCAGGCCCAGCCACAAGACCCAGUAGGCCCAGCCACAAGACCCAAAGCAGGCCUACAGCCACAAGACUCCAAAGCAGGCCCAGCCACAAGACCCAAGCAGGCCCAGCCACAAGACCCAAAGCAGGCUCCAGCCACAAGACCCAAAGCAGGCUCAACCAGGAGACCCAAAGCAGAUCCAGCCACAAGACCCAAAGCAGGCAGCCGCAAGACUCCAAGAGACCCAAAGCAGGCCGCAACCAGGAGACCCAAAUCAGGCCCAACUAGGAGACCCAAAGCAGGCCCAGUCACUAAGACCCAAAGCGGGCCUCAGCCACAAGACCCAGCAGGCCCAGCUGCAAGAACCCAAAGCAGUCUCAACCAGCAGAGAACCCAAAGCAGGCCCAAGCAGAGACCCAAAGCAGGCCCAACUAGGGAGACCAAAGCAGGCCCAGUCACAAGACCCAAAGCAGGCCCAGCCGCAAGACCCAAAGCAGUCUCAACCAGCAGAGAACCCAAAGCAGGCCUAAUCAGCAGAAGACCCAAGACAGGCCCAACCAGCAGAAACCCAAAGCAGGCUCAACCAGCAGAGGACCUAAAGCAGGCCCAACCAGCAGAAGACCCAAAACAGGCCCAACCAGCAGAAGUCCCAAAACAGGCCCAACCAGCAGAGAACCCAAGCAGGCCCAACAUGAAGACCAGCAGGCCCAACCAGCAGAAGACCCAGCAGGCCCCAACUGCAAGACCCAAAAGCAGGCCCAACCACCAAGACCCAAAGCAGGCCCAACAUGAAGACCAAAGCAGGUCCAACCAGCAGAAGACCCAAAAUAGGCCCAACCAGCAGGAGAACCCAAAGCAGGACCCAAAGCAGCCCAACAUGAAGACCCAAAGCAGGCCCAACAUGAAGACCCAAAGCAGGCUCCAACAUGAAGACCCAGCAGGCCCAACCAGCAGAAGACUCAAACAGGCCCAACCAGCAGAGGACCUAAAGAAGUCCCAACCAGAGGACCCAAAACAGGCCCAACAACCAGAUGACCCAAAGGUGCAGCAGCAGUAA